Molecule: messenger RNA, 4341 nt
Organism: Bombyx mandarina (wild silkworm)
Lineage: Eukaryota; Metazoa; Arthropoda; Insecta; Lepidoptera; Bombycidae
Gene: mim
Product: missing-in-metastasis
Biological process (GO): plasma membrane organization; cell projection assembly
Cellular component (GO): cytoplasmic side of plasma membrane; actin cytoskeleton
Molecular function (GO): phospholipid binding; actin binding
Source: RefSeq, a predicted model, not a curated record
GAGUGUGUUUGUCGUUUUAGUAAGAUUCGUGCGUCGAUAUUGAUGUAAAGAUAGUUUGUUUUGUAUGAAAUUCAAUGCUGUUGAAGUUUUUCUGAAUUAAAGUACCCCCAAACAUUUAUUCUUCACGUAUCUAGAAACUAUCCAACUGUAGUGCGAUAGGAAUAUGUGAAAAUUACUAUUUUAUGAACGAAAUGUGUUUAUAAAUAUUGAUUUAUUUGUUAAUGUUUCUAACAAUGUUCUUGUGUGAAUGUAGGUAAUCUUGAAAUUUACUAGAAAACUGUUGUGAAUUAAGUAACAAAAAAAUGAAACAUUUAUUGCUUUAUUUUAAUGGCGUGCUCUGAGAAGUGAGGAGUGUAGCUUUCUUAGAUAAAAUUCGACCGUGCUUGUAGUGUUUUUGUGUAUAACGAAAAUGGAGGGGACCACUGAGAAGGAUUGCUCGCCGUUAUGGAAUCUAUACCAGCAGAUUGUUUCGGAUAUGAAGAACAGUACUCCGAUGUGGGAGGAGUUUAUAUCCAAAGCAACGAAGCUACAUUCAGCACUGAAAUCUGCGUUAGUCGCCAUUGCUGCGUUUCUGGACGCGUUUCAGAAGAUAGCAGACGCUGCGACCAAUGCUAGAGGUGCAACGAAGGAGAUCGGCACAGCCCUGACGCGGGUGUGCCUUCGACAUCGCGCCAUCGAAACCAGAAUGAAGACUUUCAUAAGUGCUCUUAUGGAGACCAUGAUAACACCGCUGUCUGAACGCGCGGAUGAUUGGCGGCGCGGCGGCUGCGCCACGGGUGCCCUGAGCCGCGACCACGCGAGGGAAUGCAAACGCGCUCGAGCAGAACUCAGGAGGAGGAUGACGGAAGCGCAGCGCCACGCCAGGAAAGCCAGGAGAGCACCGCCCGACGCUAAACGAAGGGCCGACGUUUGCAUGCAGGACGUUCAAGAACGCAAGCAGCAAUUGGAAGAAAUGGAAGAGAAGGCUGUUAAGGCAGCCUUGAUCGAGGAACGGAGCCGCUUCUGUCACUUCGUGUCGCUGCUCAACCCUGUGGUGGAGUGUGAAGUGGCAAUGCUAGCGGAGCUCGGUCACCUUCAAGAGGGAAACGAUCAGCUAAUACGACACACCGCCGAACCGAGAACCUUGCCGGCGGCUAGUUUACAAGUUAUUUGCGACGUCAAGUCGUGUGCGAGCGGCUGGGAGUGCCAGUCGGCCCCUCACUCGCCCUCCUCGUCCCGUCACGGCAGCCGCAAGUCAAGUCUCACGUCUAUCUCGUCACUAAACAGUCACUGCUCCGAACAUCACGGCGUCUCAGGAUCGACGGUGAGCUGUUCCACCCCGAUAUCCAAUGCGUCGUCCGGUACAAUGCCCGGACACAACAACAGCGAUCAGCUGUCCCAGUCGACGGCACGUUUGUCGAGCGUGUGCAGCGCCGACUCCGGAUUCCGUUCCCAGGACGCUUUACAACGACGUUCGCUCUACGUCGACAAUGGAUCUGACAAUCAAAGCGUUAGCAGCGAGUGUCUGACGCCGGCGAAGGGUGCUCUGGAAGAUGAAGACAAGGACGACAGCACACACGAUGUCGCCAAUGCAGCGUCGGCAACGUGGCCAGAUCUAAAGGACACGGCGCAGUUUGAGCGAGCCGCCUCCGCCAUCAUGGGGGGUCGACCCCACACCAUAUCGGCCGCCUACGAAAGGAACCAUCCUCGUCCCGCUCUCAGCGUACACACGUUCUCCUCGGACGCCGAGCAGAGGGAAGGCGGUAUUUAUGCUCGCCCACCGUUGCCCACUAGAUGUUCAUCCUUGGAGCGACCCAGCGUGCCGGUGAAGCUGAUCAACGCGAACUCUCCGCAGCAGGACUUCAAGCACAACAAGCCUUCGUCGCUACCGCCGCACCUCACUAAGGAGAUGCCGCAAGCAGUCUACGUGAACAUGUCGGAGCUGGCUUCGCUGGCCGCCUCCCGCGCCCACGCCCUCAGCGAGCAGCCGCACCAGGAGAAGGUGUGUUCAGAGAGCAGUGCUAGCGAAUCGUCUUUAGAGUCGUCAAGCGGCUACGGAAGUCAAGGAGCCUUCGCUGCCGAAGACCUCACAAUUCAGCAUCAAGUCCAGCACGCAGACGUCGAUUCUGAGAUCGUAACGCUGCGUCGCGCCACCGAAGCUUCCGUAGCGGCCGCGCGCGAGAGCUUUUCGAUAUCCCUCGGGAGUCUCGAGGAGGCGGUGAGGUCGCUCGACGCGGCCUGCGACUCUCCCCCCUUCGCCACCAUCGGGAAGAAACCGGCCGUGCCCAAGCGGCGGCCCCUGUCAAUGACAGCGACGGUGUGGUCGAGGCGUGGUUCCUCCAGCUCGCUCGGGAAGCCGCCGCCCCCAGUGCGCCGGUCCUCCUCCAUAUCGCGACCUCAACGACCGGCCUAUGGACAGACAAACACCCAGAGCCCCCCAAUGGGGCCAACGGACGCCGACAACCUUCCGCCGCCACCGGCUUUCUUAUUGCAGCCUGACGGCGAAACUAAUCAUGGACAGCAACCCACCAACGUGGCGGAGACCGUGAAGCAACUGACCGAGUUGAAGCACACGCCUGCUUCCCCUGGUCUGGUGCGACGUAGCGUCCAACAGCUAAACUCCACGACCUCGCCCGCCCAGACCGCGCUCUCCCUCAGCACGUUCCAGCAGGCCAAGACCGGUUUCUCGUCGACGGUCAACGUCAGCAACACUGGGAACCUGAACCCAAUCUACGGACAGACCGGCCACCGGAUCAUGACUUACGUGGAGAAUUCAGCGCACGCGAGGAAGACCAGCAUGUCCGGUUCCAACUCGGAUAUCUUCAAGGAAGCUAAUAUUGGUCCAAUGUUCACGGAGGGCCGAGGCUCCCCGCAGGGCUCCACGCCCUCGACCCCGAGCCACAGCGACAACUCGCUGUCGAGCUUCGGGCUCCGGAGUACCAGCGAAUCUCACUACGGACAGACCGGCUUCAAGCUGCAGCAAGAGAAGAAGUACGGUCAGAGCAACAGCAUAUACGCGCAGCCGUCGCAGCUAAUGGGCGGCUACAACAACCCGCGCCUCGACACCAGCCCGCUCGCGCUGCGGCGCGGCAUCGCGGCGCGCUCGCACAGCGCCGACACGCAGCGGACCAGCGCAGAGGGCGGGCUGAUCGCGAGUCUGAGCGCGAAGCUGGCGCCGCAGCUGUCCCCGCGCGCCCCGCGCCGCGCCGACCCCGCCAAGGGGAAAGGUACAGUGCCAAUUGCGGUGCAGCCCGCGUUCUUGGACAAGCUCUCGGCGACGAUACAGCAACAACGAAGACAAUUGAACUCGACCCGAGCCAGCAAUGUACGCGAUAUUAUCAACGCACACGCGCAGCCCGAUCCGAGGGUGUGCCACACGUCUCUGAUGGAGCAGAUCAAACGAGGAGCGACCCUGCGUCGGAACAAGCACUGCAACGACAGAUCAGCACCGAAAAUACGCUAAACACGAAAACAGACAAAGGAAAUGAUACUUUAAACGCAUACGCGAUAAGGUAGAAAUUUGACUGCUAUAUUUUGCGAAACAUUAAUGUGCAUGCAGUGCUCUAACACAGAGCAUUGAAUGGAUCAAUACGUUAAUAUGAUUACAACUUAAAUAUGUAGAGAAAUAAGUUCGAAUUUUGAUUGGUGUUAAAAAUAGCAAUGGCAGUACGAUCAAUAUCGAAAGUCUAUUCAGAACUUGAAACGUUCUUAUCCUACUUGUUAUAAGGUUGAAAAUUGUGCGGUAAAUCUAUGUUAUUUAAAUAAUGUAUUAUCCUCACGUAAACGGGAAACUAGGUUCAUUGAAGACUCGCAUUACUGAGGACAUAAGGUCGUUUAUCGUGUAAAUGGUUUCCCAUCUUAGAAACUGGAGAGCAUUACUGCUGCGGCCAAAAAUAGGCAGGAUGAUAAAUCUUACUCCUAAUAUAAAAACAGUUGUUCUGUUAUUUUUUUAACACGCAAUGGAAAGCGUAUGGAGGAUCCGAGUUUAUUAAUACAUGUACAUACUACAUACACACACAUACAGACACAAAAACGCAUGUUAAAAAGAAAUUUCCAAAAAAAAAAGUCUUUUUACAAAUUACGAUUCCGAUAUCAAGAUAUCGUUUUACACAUUCCGUUAUGUCGGAUGCUUCACGACAUUCGUCAUCUCGAUGCCUCCAAUGAACACUACUAUAACUCAAAAUUUUGAAAUUUUCGUUUUUCACGCAAAUCGCUUCACUAUUUUAAAAGUAUUACAAUUAAUCAUUAUUGAUGGGGUUCGAAGCAAGAGUAAAUCAGCUGGUUACACAAGAAAAACCAUAAAUGUAUCUGCAAUAAUAAAGGUUUUAUCAACUUUUGGAACGAAGUUCCUUAUCGCGCGUU